AUGUCAAUUUGUACCCAUUGUCGUCUCGCCCUCCGGCGCAGCACCGCUAUAAACUCAGCUAAAGGCACGACAACUCGAUCAAUCACCACCAAACCAUCAACAGCCGCCUCGAUCCUCGAGAAGCCUACCUGGUCCGUUCGCAGUCUUCUCCCCUCCUCGCCAUCUUCAGCACCAGUAGAAAAGAUCACGCCUUCACAACUUCACCAUCUCCUCCGCCUCUCAGCCCUACCAAUCCCCACCUCACCAGCCGAUGAGGAAGCCAUGAUCAACACUCUCCAAAGCCAGCUGCAAUUCGUCCGGGCCGUGCAGAAGGUCGACACAACGGGUGUUGAGCCUUUAAGGGCGAUUCGAGAUGAGACACCAGAAGCCCGACAGGAGGUGACAAUCGGGCUUGCAGAUCUAAAAGAGGCGUUGGGCAAGGAAGUUCGCAUAGGCCAUUAUCAACGGGCGAGGAGAGUGAGAGAAAAGGUCGAACCCGAUGCGGAAAAGUGGGAUGCUCUGAGUACAGCGAGCAAGACAGCAGGAAGAUACUUUGUGGUUGAAAGCGGAAAGAAGGAGAUUGAAGGUGCAGAGUAA
This is a messenger RNA of Fusarium coffeatum, 576 nucleotides long. RefSeq lists its product as uncharacterized. Gene Ontology annotation, biological process: glutaminyl-tRNAGln biosynthesis via transamidation; regulation of translational fidelity. Bases 1 to 576 code for a protein of 191 amino acids. Gene Ontology annotation, molecular function: glutaminyl-tRNA synthase (glutamine-hydrolyzing) activity. The transcript has a single exon. Lineage: Eukaryota; Fungi; Ascomycota; Sordariomycetes; Hypocreales; Nectriaceae. The record is from RefSeq and is a predicted model, not a curated record.